Molecule: messenger RNA, 1275 nt
Organism: Chelonia mydas (Green sea turtle)
Lineage: Eukaryota; Metazoa; Chordata; Testudines; Cheloniidae
Product: apolipoprotein A-IV
Exons: 4
Coding region: 313-1140 (275 amino acids)
Source: RefSeq, a predicted model, not a curated record
CCCAGCUGCAGUGCUUGAAGGGCAGACAAGCGCUGAGUAUCGUUUGGGGCUUUCAUUCCUCCUGCUAGUCCUAGUUUGCAGAAACAGGACUUUGGACACCCUGUGAAUAAACAAGGCUGCACUCAAGACAAUACGGGACUCCAUCAUGAAUUUGUACUCCCAGCUGGGACAUCGCUAGGGCCCCAAACUUGAAUUAGCUGUUUGGGUCAGAGGUGUAACACUACCAGAGAGAAGAGAAGCCAGCAAAGAGAGGAGAGAUAGCCCAUUGUUUUGGCCAAAAGAACAUGAUCGUUGCAGCAGGCAGCAUUCUGAAUGGAUACGAGUGGGGGCCAGACUGCAUUUGUCAGGCCAGAGAGAAGGCUGCAACUAUGGGGAUGGAAAGAAACAGUCUCAGGCCAGGGCUUUCCAGGCAGCACCAACCCGGGCAGUUUUAUUUCGGGGGCUGGGAGCCCAAAGCCAGACCCCCAGCACUGGACUGUAGACAAAGCUCAUGCCCAGGUUCGCCAGGAAACUCUGAGCAUGAAGCUUCUCAUUGCUGUCCUGUCCCUGGCUGUGCUAGGCUUCCAGGCCUCUCCCCUCAGCGAGAAACCCAGGCCAAAGUUGGACCAGGUCGCAGAUGCCAUCCCACACUACCUGGAGCAACUUAUCACAACGAUCGUGGAGCUGAUCCAGAAAUCCGAGCUGGGCCAGGAGAUCGAGCAGUGGAGGCUCGCCAGAAAAAUUGAGAACUUCUUUGAUGACCUAGAACGUAAGGUGCCCCCCAAGGCCCAGGAGCAGCUGAGGAACCUGAGCAGGCAUGUAGACGCGCUGGUGGAGGUAAGCGUGGCAGAGCUGCGGGAACUGGAGAGGAAGGUGCAGCCCUACAAGAAGCAGCUGCAUGCUGUCCUGGUGUCCUACACUGAGGGGCUGCUGGAGAUGGCGGAGCAGUACAGCAAGACCCUGCUUGGUCGCCAGGCAUACAGCUUCAUCCCAUCUAGGGUGGAGCUACAGGAGAAGCUGGGCUCCUAUGUCCAGGAGCUGGGGCUGCAGGAGUUCCAGCAUGGCCUGGCAGCCUACGCCAGGGACCUGCACCAGAAGCUCAGCCCCUAUGCUGAGGACUUGCAUGGCUGGCUGAACUCCCACUGGGACGCCUUCAUGUAAUGUUUCAGUGAGGAGACCGGUGGAGGUGCAGCGUCAUAGGCCCUGUCCAUACCUGGAACCCAAGGCUGUAAGGCACCCCACAGCAGGCUCCCUGCCCCAUACAGCUGUCCAUCACUCAAUAAACCAGCUGCUUGA